Molecule: messenger RNA, 1618 nt
Organism: Cyprinodon variegatus (sheepshead minnow)
Lineage: Eukaryota; Metazoa; Chordata; Actinopteri; Cyprinodontiformes; Cyprinodontidae
Product: exostosin-1b-like
Exons: 1
Cellular component (GO): Golgi apparatus
Molecular function (GO): acetylglucosaminyltransferase activity; glucuronosyltransferase activity
Source: RefSeq, a predicted model, not a curated record
GAAUGUUAGCGACCAACAAUCGGAACAACUGAGCACUCGGUAAUUGGACACUGGGACCGAGGAAUACCGCCGACCACCCCCCAUCUAUUCCUCCACUUUGAGGCUGCUGCUCGCCUCCCUCUCCUCGGCUGGAUAACUUCGCUCCUCUCCUCCGAUGAGGUUUUUAUGUUUAUUUGUGAGGGAAUGAGCGGAGGUAAGAAAUAAGCAGAGAAAUGCAGGGAUUUGUCAGGUUACAGUUGGAUCGCUGAAACGCCUCCCGGUGUUUUGAUUCUUCCUAACCGGGAAACAUGGAGCGAUAGAGGGACUGCAUCCAGGUGGAGAGGCGAUCACAUCCAGCCCGGGCUUUACCUCCACGUCUGGGAGAGCCUCAGGGACCCCAGCGGCUGUUUCCCCCCGUGGAGCUCCAGCCUCUGAAUCCAGCCUGGAUGAGGGGAAGGAGCCGCGGCUCAGAGGCUCCGGGCAGGUCUUUGUAGGUGCGUUGCUGGAUGUGGUAAAAACUCCACAAAAGCGGUUUAAAAUCGCCCACAUGCACUGGAUCAAUCCCCGGAUCUCGGAGCACUACACACAGACGGGGGGUUGGGGAUGGAGCGAUGCAGCCGGGGCUGGUGAGAGCCUAACUUGGGGCCACUUUAGCUUUGUUAUUCCUGAGCAAGUCGCCUCUGUUCCCGGGACACAUGCAGGCCAAAAAACGCUACCUGAUCCUGCUGUCCGCCGGAGCCUGCCUGGCGCUGCUCUUCUACCUCGGAGGCGUUGAGCUUCCAGCGGCCAGGAGGAGCCGGCAGGACCGCAGCAGGAACGGGCACAGACCCGAGCAGCCGUGGCCCCACUACUCGGACCCUUUACACAGCUUCCUACCGUGGGAUCAGACGGACACCGAGGAUUACAACCUGCACAUAUCUCCGAAGCAGAAACGGGAGGUGAACAGGAGCGUUUACAGAGGCAGGAGGUGCCGCAUGGAUUCCUGCUUUGACUUCUCUCUGUGUGAGAAGAACGGAUUCAAAGUUUAUGUUUACCCCCAGCAGAAGGGGGAGAAGAUCUCUGAGAGCUACCAGAACAUCCUGUCCACCAUCGAGGACUCCAGGUUCUACACCUCAGACCCGGCCCAGGCGUGUCUGUUCGUCCUGAGUUUGGACACUCUGGAUCGGGACCAGCUGUCCCCGCAAUAUGUCCACAACCUAAAGACAAAGAUCCAGAGCCUGCCUUUGUGGAACGACGGCAGGAACCAUCUGAUAUUCAACCUGUACUCCGGCACCUGGCCGGACUACACGGAGGAUCUGGGCUUUGACAUCGGCCAGGCCAUGCUGGCCAAAGCCAGCAUCGGCUCGGAUAACUUCAGGCCCAACUUUGACGUGUCCAUCCCGCUCUUCUCCAAAGAGCACCCUCGGACUGGAGGAGAGAGGGGCUUCCUGAAGUACAACUCUAUCCCGCCUUUCAGAAAGUACAUGCUGGUGUUUAAGGGGAAGCGCUACCUGACCGGGAUCGGCUCGGACACUCGGAAUGCCUUAUACCACGUCCACAACGGGGAGGACGUGGUGCUGCUCACCACCUGCAAGCACGGGAAGGACUGGCAGAAGCACAAGGACGCGCGGUGCGACAAGGACAACGCAGAAUAUGACAG